Messenger RNA from Aspergillus heteromorphus CBS 117.55, 2523 nucleotides. Its product is annotated as class I SAM-dependent methyltransferase. Lineage: Eukaryota; Fungi; Ascomycota; Eurotiomycetes; Eurotiales; Aspergillaceae. The coding region runs from base 1 to 2523 and encodes 840 amino acids. The transcript has 9 exons. The record is from RefSeq and is a predicted model, not a curated record.
AUGUUCUCCAGCAGUGUUGCCGGUCCCUUUCUGGGCCGGAUUGACUGGCUCCAUGUCUACAUUGCGGCCUCCGCUUUCUUGGUCUGCGCAUUGGUCGCAGUGGUCAUGAUGCUGUCGUCGCAGAAGCGCAAAAUUGACUAUAACAGCGGAGUUUUCACCUACCUGAAGUUUAUCUACGCCAGCUUCCUCAAGCCCCAUGAGAGCCAUGGGAAUGGCCAGCAGGAUGCUCUCGAGAGCUUCUACAAGACCCAGGCUGGUGUUUACGACGCCACUCGCAAGCGUCUCCUCUGCGGUCGAGAGGAUAUGCUGGGCCUGGUUGCGGCCCAGCUGAAGCACAAGGUCGAAAAUAAGGAGCUCGCCGCCGGAAAGGCUGUCUGGGUCGACAUCGGAGGAGGUACCGGGUACAACAUCGAAGCCAUGUCUGCCUUCCUUUCCGUUCCGGAAUUCUUCUCACGCGUAUAUCUGGUGGACUUCUCUCCAUCUCUUUGCGAGGUGGCUCGCCAGCGCUUCGAGAGACUGGGAUGGAAGAAUGUUCGUGUCGUUUGCCAGGAUGCCCGAUCUUUCUGUCUUCCAGAGGAAGACAAGAUUGAUCCCCGCAGUGGGAACGUCACGACCACGGGCGCGGAUCUGGCUACCAUGAGCUACAGUUUGUCCAUGAUACCAGACUACUACAGCGUCAUCGAUGCCCUGCCUGCAUUGAUGAAGCCAUCUGGAUUCCUCGGAGUUUGCGACUUUUAUGUCCAAAGCAUCGUCGACGUCUCCUCACGCAACUAUAUUGGCGGUGCCUUCAAUCGUCAUGUGAACUGGUUGGGCCGUGCCUUUUGGCGUGCCUGGUUCGACGCAGACCGCGUCAGCCUGGAGGCCGCUCGUCGUGAUUAUCUGGAAUACCGCUUUGGAACCGUCAUCUCUGCCAGCGAAAGAAACUACCUUUUGGGAGGUAUCCCGUAUUAUAUCUUUGUCGGAUGCCAAAAGGAUUCCACCACUCGCUCGGGGCGCGACACCAUCGAGAAACUGAACGCCUCUUUCACGGAAUCCCCAUACCUCUCCCCUGCCAAUCACCGCAAGGAGAUCGAGUCUGCCGUUCAGAACAGUACACAGGAAAUCAAGUCCAAGGCCUAUGAGACUGCUGUGAUUAACCUGAGCGCGAACCUCCCUCUUCCCUCAUCCUUCUACCAAAACCAUCACCACCGGAUCUUCUACGAUGACCUACUCCCGAAGCAUACCCAGUUCGGAAACGAGUAUAUCUAUGCCUUCAACUGGGAAGACCCCCGCGUUGACCACCAACUGCUGGAUAUCAAGCGCGACGAUGUCAUCCUGGCCAUCACAAGUGCCGGAGACAACAUUCUGGACUACCUUCAGAAGAGCCCACGUCGGGUGCACGCUGUCGAUUUGAACCCCAACCAGAACCACUUACUCGAGCUCAAGGUGGCCAGCUUCAUGGCCCUGGGCCACCGGGACGUGUGGAAGAUCUUCGGCGAAGGAAAGCACUCCGACUUCCGCAAGCUUCUCAUCUCCCGGCUGAGCCCACACCUGUCCAGCCAAGCCUUUCAGUACUGGCUUGAGCACACACAUGUCUUCACCUCGCCCUCCGGCAAAGGUCUCUAUGAGACGGGCGGAUCCCGCCACGCCAUCAAGAUGGUCCGCUACCUGUUCAAGGCGUUCGGCGUGGGGAGAGCGGUACAAGAACUCUGCGAGGCCCAGACCCUAGUCGAGCAGCGCAAGAUCUGGCCUCGGAUUCGCUCCGUCCUGAUGAGCAAGCCCCUUCACUGGGCCGUGGUAGGAACCGAAUGGUUUGCCUGGAAGGCCGCAGGCGUGCCCCGCAACCAACGCAACAUGAUCAUCGACGACUACUACAAGAGACACGGGCUGAACAAGGACAUGAAGCAGACGAAGGAUGUCAGCGGGCAGUCGAUCUGGGAGUAUGUGGUGGACACUCUGGAUCCCGCGGUCCAGGACACUCUGAUUAGCAACGACAACUACUUUUACUUCCUGUGUCUGCAGGGGCAGUUCUCCAGAAGAUGCCACCCCGCCUACCUCUCCCCCAAAUCGCAUGUCAAGCUCUCCUCGCCAGGCGCAUUCGACGGCCUCCGCAUCCACACAGACGAGAUCAACGAAGUGAUCAAGCGCAUCACACCACGCAGCCUCACAAUCGCCGUGAUCAUGGACUCCAUGGACUGGUUCGACCCAGAGGGCAGCGAAGCCUCCGCCCAAGCACAGAAGCUCAACCACGCCCUCAAGAUGGGCGGACGGAUACUCCUGCGGUCCGCGAGCAUCGAGCCCUGGUACAUCCGACACUUCGAGCAGAAUGGGUUCUCUGCUCGUCGCGUGGGCGCACGAUUCCCGGGGACGUGUAUCGAUCGUGUAAACAUGUACGCCUCCACCUGGAUCUGCACGAAGACACAAGAACUCGAACGCCCGACCCCCAGCCGCGCCAUGUCCGCGCUCUCGUUGGAUAAUACCACUGCCAAUGUCACUGCCUCUGCCACACCCAAGAGGAAUAGUGUCGAGCACCUGGAGAUAUAG